GCGUGGACUGUUUCAAGUCUACUCCAGUUCAGAGUCAUUGCGAGGGGGGAAGGACAAGGGACAGAGAAGAAAAGUUAUAUACCCCUACCUGUCUGGCUGGUUGGGCCUCUCAGGCUGAACCCCAGUCCCAGCUCCUCUCUCAGGCUCUCACCAGCGCGCUCCAUGCCUCCAUUGAAAAUGCUUCGGCCUGAAGCACAAGCGGCUUAAGCAUCAUACGGCUGCUCUGCUCUGCUCGUCGACGGAUCAGUUCAGGCAAGCCAGCUGCUAGCUCCCUGGUCCAGGGUUCAGACCAUACUGUUGGAGGUGGAAAUCUGCUUUGCAGUGUCCAUUUUGUAGAAUCUCCUCGUUCCAAACUCCGUCAGCAGAAAUGGCGGAGGCUUUACUCUAUGCGGUCUCAAAGAUUGGUUCCACAUUAGCGGAAGAAGCCACGAAGGCCGUCAUAAACAAGCUAUCUGAGAAAGUUAAGAAUCUGAAGGAACUACCAGGGAAAGUUGAGGAACUAGAAAAUGAACUGAAGAUGAUGAGUAAUGUCAUAAAACAGAUUAGCACUCCAAAUCUUACUAACGAUCUUGUUAGGGGUUGGAUUGCACAGAUGCGGGAGCUGGUACACCGUGUUGAGGAUGUAAUGGACAAAUAUUCAUAUCAUGCUCUUACAUUGGAGGAAGAAAAUACCACGAAGAAGUUCUUCUCCAAAGCGCAUUAUGCCACAAUUUUCAGUGAAAUUGCUGAAGAGAUUAUCCAGAUAGAGAUGAAAAUUGAAAAUGUUGUGAAGCGGAGAGAUCGGUGGCUGCAGCUGCCCCAGUUCAUUCCUAAUCCCCUUGCUGAUAUUGAAAGAAAGCGUCCACAAGACUGCCUCCUGGAAGUUGUUCAAGCUGACCUUGUCGGGAUUGAAGACAACAGGAGCCAGUUGACCAAUUGGCUGUACUCUGAUGAGCAAGGUGGCACAGUGAUAACAGUAUCUGGUAUGGGUGGAUUGGGAAAAACUACACUGGUCACAAAUGUGUAUGAGCGGGAAAAGGGCAAUUUCACUGCUCAUGCUUGGAUUGUUGUGUCCCAGACGUAUGAUGUGGUUGAAUUGCUGAGGAAAAUGCUUGCGAAGAUUGGGCACAUGGAACUGUCACAGCUAGCAGAUUUGGAUGCCCAUGACAUGAAAGUAAAAAUAAAGGACAAACUAAGAGAUAGCAAAUGUUUGCUUGUACUGGAUGAUGUGUGGAACCGAGAAGCAUACACUCAGAUAAGGGAUGCAUUCCAUAACAUCGAAACAAUUCGUGUUAUCAUCACAACACGACAGGAAAAUGUGGCAACUCUUGCUCAACAAACACGUCAACUCAAACUCAAGCCAUUGGAACGCAAUGAUGCAUUCAACCUCUUCUGCAGAAAGGUUUUCUAUAACCGCAUGGAAUGCAAGUGCCCUCAGGACCUUGAGAAACUGGCUAACAAUAUAGUGGAAAGGUGUCAAGGCCUCCCACUUGCAAUUGUAUCCAUAGGCGGUAUGCUGUCUUCUUUGCCACCAGCAGAAUAUGUCUGGAAUGAGACGUACAAGCAACUUCGGGGUGAGCUAGCUACCAAUGAUCAAGUUCGUGCCAUUCUAAAUCUGAGCUACCAUGACUUACCUGGAGAUCUUAGGAACUGCUUCUUGUAUUGUGGUCUGUUCCCUGAGGAUCACCAAUUGUCACGGGAAAGCCUUGUGCGGCUGUGGGUUGCAGAAGGUUUUGCAGUGCGAAAAGAACAAAGCACAGCAGAGGAGGUGGCUGAUAGAUAUCUCAGGGAACUGAUUCAAAGGAACAUGCUGGAAGUUGUGGACAAUGAUGAGCUAGGCAGGGUCAGUACCUGCAAGAUGCAUGACCACGUGCGGGACCUGGCACUUUCUAUUGCCAAAGAGGAGAAAUUUUGUUUCGCAAAUGAUUUUGCAAGCAUGGUCGACAUGGACAAGGAAGUUCGUCGCCUGUCAUCAUGUGGAUGGAAAGAAAAAACUGCUGUAAGAGUUAAAUUGCUACGUCUUCGAACCCUAGUGGCACUUGGGAUAAUUGCAUACUCUCCUCAGUUGCUAUCCCCAAUUUUGUCUGAAUCCACCUACCUCACUGUUCUUGAGCUGCAAGAUUCCGAAAUAACUGAAGUACCAGCAUCUAUAGGAAAUCUUUUUAAUCUACGCUACAUUGGCCUGCGGCGCACCAGGGUCAAGUCACUACCAGAAUCUAUUGGGAGGCUCUCCAACCUCCAAACCCUAGACAUAAAGCAAACCAAAAUAGAGAAGCUACCACGAGCCAUUGUUAAGAUCAAGAAGCUGCGGCACCUUCUAGCUGACAGAUAUGCAGAUGAGAAGCAGUCAGAGUUCCGGUACUUCAUUGGAGUGCCAGCACCAAAAGAGCUAUCCAACUUGGCAGAACUACAGACUCUUGAGACUGUGGAAGCCAGCAAGAACUUGGCUGAGCAGCUGAUGAAACUGAUGCAGCUACGGAGCAUGUGGAUUGACAACAUAAGAGCAGUUGAUUGUGCAAAUAUUUUCGCCACACUCUCCAAGAUGCCACUUCUUUCUAGCUUGCUUCUCUCUGCGAGUGAUGAGAAUGAGACACUUUGCUUGGAAGCUCUCAAGCCUAAAUCUGAAAAGCUCCACAGGUUGAUAAUCAGAGGGUGCUGGGCAGAUAACACGCUACACUGCCCAAUAUUCCAUGACCAUGGCAGAAAUCUCAAGUAUCUAGCUAUAAGCUGGUGUCGCCUUUGGGAAGAUCCGUUGCAGCUGCUUGCGCCAUACGUGUCGAACCUCACCUAUCUUAGCCUUAAUAGGGUGAGUAGUGCAAGCACCUUGGUUCUUUCUGUAGGGUCCUUCCCACAACUGAAGACGCUCGUCUUGAAGCACAUGCCCAAUGUCGACCAGCUGCAGAUUAGAGGUGGCGCCCUUCCACAGAUUGAAGGCUUAUAUGUUGUGUCACUGAAAAAGCUGGAUAAGGUCCCCCAAGGCAUUGAAUACCUUCGCUCUCUGAAGAAGCUGUGGCUGCUGGAUUUGCACCAGGACUUCAGAGCUCAGUGGGACAGGAAUGGAAUGCAGCAGAAAAUGCAGUAUGUUCCAGAGCUCCACAUCUAGAAUUGUCACUACUGCAUUAGGGUCCCAUCUGCAGCAGCAUUAAUGCAUGUCACAUCUGGAUUUGUAAUUUGUUCAAUAAGUCGUUGGUUAUUGCCAUUAUUUGUCAAACUGCAAUAGAAACUAUGAUACGAUAUGUAUUUGUAAUUUGUUCAAUAAACCCAUAAACAUUGUCUUUCUUUUCACAUCAGGCUGUUGCCUAGUAGAAGUUGUAUUGUAGUUUGGAUUUGGAGUUUGAUUCCAUGUAAGAACCUGGCCCUUCUGUACCGAACUGCAUAAUGUAAUAAAUGUUAUAUCGUUGUCA
Molecule: messenger RNA, 3383 nt
Organism: Phragmites australis (common reed)
Lineage: Eukaryota; Viridiplantae; Streptophyta; Magnoliopsida; Poales; Poaceae
Product: disease resistance protein RPM1-like
Exons: 3
Coding region: 368-3082 (904 amino acids)
Biological process (GO): defense response to other organism
Molecular function (GO): ADP binding
Source: RefSeq, a predicted model, not a curated record